Molecule: messenger RNA, 834 nt
Organism: Suillus paluster
Lineage: Eukaryota; Fungi; Basidiomycota; Agaricomycetes; Boletales; Suillaceae
Exons: 3
Coding region: 1-834 (277 amino acids)
Biological process (GO): DNA integration; DNA recombination
Molecular function (GO): DNA binding
Source: RefSeq, a predicted model, not a curated record
AUGCCUCCAGAUCCAUCUCCAAUAGCACAGUCAACAACUGGCUUUCCAGGCUUACAUACUGGCACAUCAUCAAUGGUGCUGAGUGGCACGGUUCCAACUCAGAGCUACUCUGUCACAUACGUCAAGGACUCUCACGUCUUGUACCACCUUCUUCCAAAUGUGCUCAUUGUCCACCUGUCACCCUCGAGGCUCUCACACAACUUCGCAAUGCCUUCUGGUGCUGCUGCUGUCUUGGAGAACUCAGUCAUUCCCAGCAUCAAUACCUUCAAUUCCAUCAAACACAUCUCACCAUCCAUCUUGCCCAUUACAACCAUAGACUCCAAUAAUGUACGUUCCUCCACAUUCCACAUUCCAUGGACGAAGACAACAAAUACUGAGGGCAUGGACAUCAACAUUACUGCUCACUCACAUGCCACCUGCCCUCAUACUGCCUUGCUUCUCCACCUCAGUGCCAGUUCCACCAUCCCCAAUCAUGCACCGCUUUUCUCCUUUGAAACCUCCAACAAUUCCAAUUCUUGGUCUCCCAUGACAAAACCCUGGUUCAUGAAGUGUUGCAAUGACAUCUGGGUCGCCACAGGUCACCCACACAUGCCAGGUCACACCUUUCGCAUUGGAGGUGCUACCAAGUUACUCCUGGAAGGGGUACCUCCAGACAUUGUGGCCAUGCAAGGGAGAUGGAAGUCCCAAGCCUUCCUAGACUAUUGGCAUAAGAUCGAGUCCAUUCUGCCUUUGUUCAUCUCUACAGCAAUCACAUCAUCCACUGCUUUACUUCACUUACAAUCAGUCAUGCAAGAUUUCCAUCAUCAUCACUCUGCAUCUACCAAUAGCACUUAA